CCAACGGCCAACAACAAGCUGCCCUGUUCAAUGAUCCGUCACUCAAUCGAAAGAAGUGUGGGAACAAGACUGGAGACACGCAUCUUGCGGAACAACGACCACAACCACAGCCCCGGCAGCUUUCCGUCACAGCUCUGUUCAGACAUCCCCACACGGUUCUGGGAUUGUCAAGGAAGACCAGCUUGAUCUGUAUCAUCUUCAACCUUACCCAGUAAGCAACGUCUGUGUUCUGCACGAAACCAUGCAUCUUUACAGAGAAAAUAUUGACGUAGGCGCACAAUCAGCAUCUUCAAAGCAGGUCUGACCAAUUCUGGAUAUCGUUUGCAGCACACGCUGCUUUGCCGUCAGUCCGCCCCUCCCCGCCUGGAAGGGUGCAGCUUGCAUCUCUCAUGACAGACAUCGACAAGGACGGGAAAUGGCUUAAGCGUCCCGUUGCACCUUGUCACUUUUGGCAUCUGCCACACACACAUGCAGUCACUCUUGGCCUGGGGGCUAUUACCCAUCGGAUGAGCAGCGAGCCGACCAUCGGGCUGCCAGAUAUGGGCUUCCAGACUUCCGGCACGGUCCGGACGGAGGGGCCAUCAGGGGGUCUUCUUCGAAGGUAUGCAAUGGACCCUGCUUAGAUAUCUCGGAAACCCAAUUCAAACAGACAUGAUCGCUUUCCGGUCAAGCCUUGCCGCAAAAUGUGAUGCAUCGACUCGGCAUCUCUAUCACCAACAGAACGAGAUCGAUGGACCAACCGCAUAUCUUGUUCAGACGUACCUCGGACCCUUGGAUCCGUUCCACACUGGCAUCUUUGGGAUGGUUCUGCUUUCUCCCAUUUGUUCAGAGAUGCUGGACUUGUCACUAGGACCCGUCGGCAAGGACGCUCCCGGGCCUAUCGUGUGUUCAUCCAGCGUUUGUGAAGCCAUCCACAACCAUGGAAUACCGGGUGGGCCCCACACACUUCACCUUCCGCCGGACCCCAUCCGCCUUCAUGUUCACCUUCAACUUCACCUUCUGAUUUCUCCUCUUGGACCCCACUCGCUCUUCAUUCACUAGAAUGGAAAAUGGGGGCCGGCUUCGUAUUCUAGUACCCGUUCCGUGGCGAACCCAAAAACUGUCUUUCGCCGAGCUUCCCGUACUGUUUUCUUCCCUUCUUCGUGGAUAUAUACCGCUCGUGUACGACACUGGAUGACGGGAACUGGGAAGCAAGAGCCUCUUUGUGCUUCCCUGUAUCUUUACCAACUGCGGCCUUGUUUUCCACCUCGUUUCACUUGUGGAUCUGAUUGCAUUUGCUACUUGGGACUUCACCCUAGGGUAAAGUCUGAAUCAAAUCACUCUUGGAUAUCUUGUCACACAACACCCUCCUGUUCACCCUGGGACCCGUCUCGUCUCGUCCUCCCCCCUCUACCACGACAUGUUUACAAGAACCUCUGCUCGCUUCGAGCUUCUCUCUCAGAUCCUCCAAUGUCUCAGACUCACACUCAGACAUUUGACAGACAAUGUUCCCAGAGUCCGUUUGCCAUUGCGAAUGUUCAGGAGAGAUACCGAAGAAAACAGCACCGACAGAUGGGAACAUUGCACCCGCCUCAUACGCAAGCGGAUGCGUGACAUCUUCUGGGUCGGGGUGAUUUACCUCGCUAGCGAAUUGCUCAUAUGGAGUCUCUUCCUGGGUCUGUACGAAGUCCGACUUGACUACCUGUCACCCAUCAUUGGCAUGGUGGUGGUGUUCUGUUUCAUGUUCGCGAUUUCAUACCUUUGUCCAGGGUCAGAAAGCUUCUACCACCGCCAUAUCAAGAACAAGGUCGACUUCAUCAACAGCAACUUGGGCAUUGGCUUUCCAGUGCCCAUCGUCAUGAUUACUAAGGAUAGACUGCUUGGCGGUAAGGGCAUUGGAAGGGUAAUUGGUAAUUUUGUGAACACCAACGUCGUCUUUUGGGUAUUGAUCUUCCUGCUCUCUUGGGGCAUUCUCGCCGGGAUCAUCAGAAUUCCAGCCUUUUACCUUCGCGAAUCUGAAAAGAGAAGCGACGUUGACACUGAAGACGACCAACCAUGGCACUCCGGCGGGCAGGAUAUUCCCACACCACGCAUCCAGAUGCCCCCUCCAACCCUCAGCCGCAGGCCGUCCGAGUCAACGACCCUACACGGAACCACGAUCAACGGAUACCAUACCGAUAAGGAAGCGGGACUGGGUCCAGAUUCGAGGACCGUCUCGGCUUACUUCACCGAUAGUGACUGCCCGACCCCUGUCCCACCUCCGAGCCCACUGGGCCACCAUCAAGAUCGGACAUCGCUUUCCAGUUCGCAGCAGCCCCAAGUCUCGAGCGGAGAGGGUACCCAAAGGUUCAGCUGGUUCAAGGAGUGCUACCCAGUCAUUCUAUCGAUCUGGCUCUUACUCACCGUAGGCAUCCCUGUCUCGUACGCCCUAGGCGAUGACCGCAUCCUCGACGGGUGCAUGCUGUGGUUCACCUGGAUCAGCAGCACGAGACUGCAGCGCAAUUUUGGACGCAGCGACAUCCUCUCCAGCGUACAAGGGCUCAAGACGACAGUCACGACACUGCUUAACCCGGUCCUACUGAUGACCCUCGGCAUGAUAGCCUACACUCGUGCCAAAGCCGCCGCCACGGAUACACCCAUCAACAAAACGCUGUCCCAAUUCUCGCGCGGUAGGACUCUCUCCCUCAUCUGGACCUCAAAGGUGUCGGGAUCUUACCUCUCGAGCGACUGGUUCGGUGCCGGCGACGCGGCCAUCUCGAUCCUUGAGGUCGGCUUCGUUGUCUGGGGGUUCAAGCUCUACGAGUGUCGGAAGCAAAUCUGGUCUCGCGCCGGCGCAGCCGUGGUUGUUCUUUCGGCAGCCUUUGCGGCACUCAACGUCUUUGUGUCCGUCCUGCUCGGCAGAGCGGUUGGUCUCGGGCCUCGUGAGGCGCUCUCCUUUGCAGCGCGCUGCACAACGCUGGCGCUGGCGCGACCUGCGAUAGAGGCGGUCUAUGGGAACGAUGUCGUCACCGCGGCACUAGUAGUGAGCAACGGCAUACUGGGACAGCUGAUGUACCCGUUCAUGCUGAGGAAGCUGGGGUUUGACUCGACUCAAGAGUCGCACAUUGACGUGGACGAAGAAGAAGAUGAGAAACCGAGAGACGAUGCGCUUACCAUCGGGGUAGGGACGGCGAUUGGCAUCAACGGCGCGGCCAUGGGCGUCUCAUAUCUCUAUGAGAGGAAGAGCCGGGCUGCGCCUUAUGCUGCUCUCUCGAUGACCGUGUUUGGGAUCUUUACUGUCGUCUUCAGUGCGGUCGAACCGUUUACGACUACCUUGAUGAAGCUUGCUGGCAUGGGACCGGACAGACUCCCGUAUGGCGAGGUAUCUUGA
Molecule: messenger RNA, 3349 nt
Organism: Colletotrichum scovillei
Lineage: Eukaryota; Fungi; Ascomycota; Sordariomycetes; Glomerellales; Glomerellaceae
Exons: 3
Coding region: 1400-3349 (649 amino acids)
Source: RefSeq, a predicted model, not a curated record